AUGCCAGAGAAGCCUCCUUCCACAAUUUCUGCACCCUCUACAAAUGUGGGGAUGAGCAGUAAAGAUGGUGACAUAAUAGAAAUUGAGUCUGCUACUGUGGAAGUGCAAAAGGAUGAGGGUGAUAUUUGUCCUUAUUCCAUAAUGGAACUCCCUGCCGGAAAAGCCAAGCAAGGCCUCUGCCCAAAGCCAGAAGUAUCACUGAAUUCUACAGCUUCCUGUGAUAAUAAAUGUGUAAAUGACAGUGAAUGCUCAGUACACAUGAAAUGCUGUGAUACAGGAUGUGGACAUCACUGUGUAUAUGCAGAACGGGCAGGAUUCUGUCCAUACAAUGACCUCCCAGUGACAGCUGGUGAAGUACAAGAGCCAAAGUGCAAGAGUGACUUUGAUUGUGAGGGUAAGGCGAAGUGUUGUGAGCGAGGUUCUUCACGAGACUGCCUCCCUGCAUCAAGGGGAAAACCAGGAAUAUGCCCCGCUGUCAAUGACUCAAAUUCUAAUCUUGAGUGCUCUACUGACCGAGAUUGUUCAGAAAGUCUCAAGUGCUGCAGUCAGAGAUGUAUGCCUCCUGUAAAAGGAAAAACAGACUAUACAACUUUCAGUAAUCUGAAAGAAUGUAACCAGCACAACUGCUAUUACAUCAAGGACAAAAGGUCCAUACACACUGAGCCCAGUGAUGUUCAUGGAGGGUGA
Messenger RNA from Pseudophryne corroboree (corroboree frog), 687 nucleotides. Its product is annotated as whey acidic protein-like. The coding region runs from base 1 to 687 and encodes 228 amino acids. The transcript has 7 exons. Gene Ontology annotation, molecular function: serine-type endopeptidase inhibitor activity. The record is from RefSeq and is a predicted model, not a curated record. Lineage: Eukaryota; Metazoa; Chordata; Amphibia; Anura; Myobatrachidae. Gene Ontology annotation, cellular component: extracellular region.